AUGGCACACACAUCAAGUGUGGCGUUGACGGAUGAGGAGGUACUACGGCGCGUGCAGGUGCUCGGCGACGCCCUCGCCGAGGAGCAGCGCCAGACUAAGGUUGCAAUCGACUUACGGAAGCCGCUGCGUGACUGGCAUGUCCAGAUUCGGCUGCUGGAGGAGGUGGCGCGCCUGCUCGCCGAUGACAUCUCUGACCGCCUUGCCUUUGUGGGGUGGAUGUCUCUCUAUAUGAGGAAUUGCCUGCUGCACUCGAUGCAGAGCCGGCGCACACGAAUUGCGGUGGCAGCGGUGAACGUUCUUGAAUCUCUUGUGCAGCAUGGUGCCAAUCGCGCUGCUGUUGCCGUUGUGUGCUCUUGGUUUCUCCCCUGCCUCGUAAGACUCGCCGCGAACCCCUCUGCAGUGUCGGUGGUGUCCGCUGCGGCGAUGCAUGCAUUGCUCUCUGUGGCAGAGAAAUGCAUGCUCACCCUUGAGAGCUUUAGCGGCCUCUUGUGCGACUGCGGUGCCUCCAGCGCAGCCGUGCGCCGUUGUUCUGUCGAGGUUUUGCGCUCCUACCUGCAAGCGGUCAAGGGCACCUCAAUUCAACUGUCCAUCAACGCCUACACUAAGGCUAUCCAUCGCGUGAUCAGCGAUCGUAUGCGCGACGCCGACGCAGGGGUUCGGCAUGCGGCGCGGCGUUGUUUCUGGGCCCUGCACAUCUUGGAGCCAGCGUCGACAGGGGCUCUUCUUCGCCUAUUGCCCGCGGGCCUGCAGCGACAGCUGGCCGCCGAACGCGCAGAUGCGAUGCAGGAGCUCCAAGCAGUGGUGUCCUCACCGGUCCCACCUACGUCGUCUCUGUCGGCUCCGUGGUGUGGCAGCUCUGUGCAUCUGCAUCCACGCGGUACAGACGCCACGCCUGCAUCCCGCACCGUCACGUUAAAGGACGAUUUGCAAAGCGCAGUGGCAAGCCGUGCGCGCGUGUUAGCGGUGCGUGCCACGACUCCAAGAAAGGCACGUCAUCAGCUGCUGCGGUCGGCAAAACAGGCCGUGCUUCACCAAGAGGCGGACGCUGGUCGUCUACCAACGCCAUAUUUGUCGCCUCCCAGAGGAAGGACCGUGACCAUGAAUACCGUAUCACCGCGCUUGUACGCCGUAUCGCAUCGCUCAGGUGGUGGCACAUCCUUGCUCACAGCCAUGGAGAGCACCGACUGGGCAGUUCGGCGCGCUGCCGUGCUCCAAGGGCAGAGACUGUGCGAGAGCGGUACCUUGACGAGCGAGGACAUCGCACAUCUGCUAGAAGGACUGCUCAGUCGUCUGCGGGACAUUCAUUUCCGCGUUGUGGAGGGGGCACAAAAUUGUCUGCUCACAUUGGUGGCGCGAGCGCCAACAGCCACGCAGAACGAGUUUCGAAGUCUGCUUCCCUUUCUGGUAGGUGCACUCGUGCGCAACACGAGCCAUGCUCGGCCGGCCGUGUGCGUUGGUGCUCGUUAUUUGCUCGACCACAUUGUGCGCACCCAUGAGCCGCCACAGGAGGUUCUGAAAGCGGUGUUGCGUGCCGCGGACGACGUCGGCGGCGGUGGCGUCACCAUGAAUCAGCGCUACGCAGAGCUCCUCCAUUAUUUGAUGACGGUGCGUCCCUCUCUUUUCGCUGAGGUGUCAACGAUGGGCAUCGCUGUGCGGGGCGUACUUGCGCACUUGCACGCACUGGAAAUGCCGCAAUCAAAGGGGAACCAUCGCCCGGGAGAUCGGGCGGCACAGACAAGCUGGUGCAGUGCUCUCGGCGCAGUGCUGCUUGCGUGCCCUGGAUCGUUUCGGCAGAUAGCGGAGCGGCUCGCACCGUCGGAGCAGGAGGAAGUGCGCACGGCACUCCGCAAGGGCUUUGGAUUGAUGGACAGGCACUGGGAGGAGCAGCUCUCGGACAUCUUUGAAGGUGGUAAAAGGUGGUUGCGUUGCCCAUUUGCCGAGGAGCUGAUGGCCUGCAGAAUGACAAAGUGGGACGUCGCGGGGACUGGCAAGCUGCUAUCUGGUGCAGACGACCGAACGAUCAGGGACGGUGACGUGUCGGGCGUGACAUCGCUAAGGAGUAGCACAUUGCAGAAUGCCUCAACGCAACUGCGUGAGUUUCUUUCGUCCAACGGAGCAUGUCUUCUGUCAGCAGAGGCAGUGUCAGCUCUUCCAGAAGACGCAGGACCGGUAGUGCCAUCCCAACUGGCACAGCCGGCUAUUGCAACUCGUAUGCCGUGGACUGCGCGUGCUAGUGCCGAUGCGAGUGAGGGGUACGGCGAUGUUCCUGCACCUGUUCCGCAAUGCGCCUUACCCGCGGCAGAGCGUAGCAGGGACGCUGUUGCUUGCUUUCUCCGCAAGCGGCCUCAAUGCAGAGGCGCCGAGGAGCGCCGCCGCGCGUUGCUGUCAUUGGCGGAGGCGCUACGCGCUGACAGUGCCACGGCCGAGAGGGUAGCCAUUCUACAUCGCCUGAACUGUGUACCAGAGGAGGUGGUGCGGCUGCUAAUGCACUGGGAGCGGGAGUUAUCCGAUGUGGAAAGGGAGAUGCACCACAGUGUGCGAUGGGCUAUAUUGACGACCUUGCAGGCACUGCUGCAGUGGCCUGCUGCUAGUUCUUCAGUGGCACGACAGCUUACUCGCGUACUGGGCAUCUGCCGUGCUGGUCUCGACGACCCCUUUGUGGAGGUGCAGCUGCAGGCGACGUCCUGCCUCGACACCCUCCUCACCGCUUCCAAGCUGCCUGCCGAUCUCUGCCUCAACGCCAUCUCCAGUUGUGUAAUGCGAUGGUUAGAGGGCCCCAUGGGCGACGCUGCGACUUCAGGCUGGCUGGUCCUUGUCCACAUGAUCAUUCGAGUCGUGGAGCAGGCGCAGCUGACGCUAGCAGGGGAGAAGGAUACGAACGGAAUAAGCUCUGUAGGGCUUCCUGGCGAGCCAGGGUGUCCGCAGUCGGCCGCACUGACCGCUCCGGUACUACAUCGUGUUGUAGCCACCCUCAAACGUUGCCUCACCCACUGCCACGUUUCUGUAAGAUUGUGUGCUGUAUUGGUGCUUGUGGGGAUUCGGCGUUUAUUGGGGGACACUGUGACGCUACCAUUCCUGGCGCCGCUCUCUACUGUUCACAUGCGCCUUAUUGAUGUGUAUCUGGGAAAGGGGAUGGAGGAGUGUCCAUGA
Molecule: messenger RNA, 3150 nt
Organism: Leishmania braziliensis MHOM/BR/75/M2904
Lineage: Eukaryota; Euglenozoa; Kinetoplastea; Trypanosomatida; Trypanosomatidae
Exons: 1
Coding region: 1-3150 (1049 amino acids)
Biological process (GO): microtubule cytoskeleton organization
Cellular component (GO): cytoplasmic microtubule
Molecular function (GO): microtubule binding
Source: RefSeq, a predicted model, not a curated record